UCGAGUUCUCUCCUUGGCCGCGUUUCUCCGCCGCCUUCUUCUCUUCCAUUCGAGGAAAUUGGAAAUCUUUCUUCACUUGAGAGCAUUAUAUUUUCAAACAACAACUUUAGUGGACAUGUGCCAAGACAAAUUGGGAAUAUCACACUGCUCAAGGAAUUAGACCUUAGUUGGAACAAUUUGGGAGGAAGCAUUCCACAGGAAAUUGGAAAUCUUUCUUCACUUGAGAGCAUUAUAUUUUCAAACAACAACUUUAGUGGACAUGUGCCAAGACAAAUUGGGAAUAUCACACUGCUCAAGGAAUUAGACCUUAGUUGGAACAAUUUGGGAGGAAGCAUUCCACAGGAAAUUGGAAAUCUUUCUUCACUCGCUUAUCUUGAUAUGAGUGGAAACUCUUUUCAUGGUCGGCUACCAAAGGACAUUUGCACGCACAAUAACCUUCAAAGACUUAAACUAGUGAACCUAUCCUUUAACAAUUUGGAAGGAGAUAUACCAUCGAGUUUGUACCAAUGUCCACAACUUGAGAGUAUUCGCUUGUCAAACAACAACUUUGGCGGAUAUGUGCCACAAAUUUGGAAUAUCACACUGCUGAAGGAAUUAGACCUUGGUUCGAACCAUUUGAGGGGUGAUAUUCCGAAGGAGAUUGGUUAUCUUAAUUAUUUAGAGGUCUUAGACAUGAGGAACAACAAAUUUAGUGGACGAUUACCAAGACAACUUUGGAACGUCACAACUCUUCGUGAAUUAUACAUUGCCAACAUCCCUUUAAUUGGUGGUAUUCCAAAAGAGAUUGAUAAUCUUAAUAAUUUGGAGAUAUUAGACAUGAGUUACAACAAUCUUUGUGAACCAUUUCCAAGACAAAUUUGGAACAUCACAACUCUCCGUAAACUACACCUUCGUGAUGCCUCUUUAUAUGGUAUAAUACCAUCCACCAUUGAGAAUCUAUCAAAUCUGCAGUGGCUAGAGCUCUCUUCCAACCAAUUAAAUGGUCCAAUACCAUCCACCAUUGGAAAUCUAUCAAAUCUGCAGUAUUUACGGCUCUCUUCCAACAAAUUAAAUGGUCCAAUACCAUCUACCAUUGGAAAUCUAUCAAAUUUGUGGGGUUUAUGGCUCUCUUCCAACAAAUUAAAUGAUGAACUUCCAUCCUCCAUCUGCAACUUGACAUCCCUUGAUGUUCUUCUUCUCUCAAAUAACAGUUUGGAAGGGACAAUUCCACAGUGCUUUCAAAACUUCCAAUCUUUGCUCAUCUUUCAUUUAAAUGCAAAUCACUUUAGUGGCCUCAUUCCAUCAAUAUUCAUAAAAGGGUGUAGUCUUAUCUCCAUCAAUUUGAGUGGUAAUAAAUUGCAAGGAAGAUUACCUAAAUCCUUAAUCAAUUGCAAAAGUCUUAAGAGCCUCGAUGUCGGAAAUAAUAGAAUACUAGACAAAUUUCCAUUUUGGAUGGAAGCUCUUCCUCAGCUUCGAGUGCUAGUUUUGAAGUCUAACAAAUUUGAUGGUAACAUGUCGUUGCCUUCACAAAGCUACCUUUCGUUUCCCAAGUUGCAAGUUUAGAUAUAUCGAGGAAUGCAUUUGGGGGAUCUCUACCUCAAAGAUAUUUCAAUAAUUUUAGAGCAAUGAUGGAUGUGAAGGAAAUUCAAACUGAAAUAUACAAUUAUGAGGAUUUGAAUUUUGUAGCUUACAUGGAGAUGACAAUCACCUUGAAAGGUCAAGAUCAGUUAUUGAACAGAUUGUUGGAAGCCUUUACAAUCAUCGACUUAUCCUCCAAUAAAUUCUCUGCGACUAUUCCACAUUCCAUAGGUGAUCUUAAUUCUUUGAGAUACUUGAAUUUGUCCCAUAAUAAUUUCAUGGGACACAUACCUGCAUCUCUUGGAAAUAUAAGUGUGCUUGAAUCAUUGGACUUGUCAUCGAACAAAUUGGAUGGAGGAAUUCCAAGUGAAUUGACGAGGUUGACAUUUCUUGAGAAAUUAAACCUUUCAAUGAAUGAUCUCGUGGGGCAAAUACCACAAUCUAACCAGUUCUCCACCUUUGAUAACGAUUCAUACGUGGGAAACUUGAGAUUAUGUGGAGUUCCAUUGACGAGAAAAUGCAACGAGGAGAAUGGGCAGCUGAUCGGGCCAGAAGAAGAAGAUGAUGAAGAAGAAGAGUAUGGAUUUAUAGAUGGAUUUGGAUGGAGAAGUGUGGUGAUGGGAUAUGGAAGUGGAUUCAUAGUUGGAAUUGGAAUUGGUUACAUUAUUAUUAGAAAUGGAAGGCCAAGUUGGUUAGUAGAAUUCUUUUUUGGCGUUGGAUAUAAUAAGAAGAAAAAGAGACUCAAUUGAGUAACACCAACAGAGAGGAGGAGUUGAUACUUUGUUUUGAAGAUGGUUAUUUUAAUCUUUGUGUCUUACUUUUUCUUCAUUUUAAUUGUUUCUCUCUUUCUCUUUUAUCUUUUUGAAUUAGGUCGACUUACAUGCUACCACUUUCUGAAACAAAUUAAGUUGUUAAUUUGUUGUAAUUCAUUAGUUUAGUUUGCUCUGUGAGACUUCUGUCGUGCUAAGAUAUUUUGUAAUUGCAAUUCCGUAAUAAUUCAUGGAGUUGAGGCUGAAUUUUUCCUGAAUUUAA
Messenger RNA from Salvia miltiorrhiza (redroot sage), 2589 nucleotides. RefSeq names its product receptor-like protein 12. Gene Ontology annotation, molecular function: protein binding. Bases 379 to 1542 code for a protein of 387 amino acids. NCBI's taxonomy places the organism in Eukaryota, Viridiplantae, Streptophyta, Magnoliopsida, Lamiales, Lamiaceae. The transcript has 10 exons. The record is from RefSeq and is a predicted model, not a curated record.